AUGGAUCUCUGGAGGUUCUCUGAUCCAACCCUCCUGCACAAGCGGGGCCAACUGGAACCAGUUGUCCAGCUGGUUGGUGGCGAAUUUGAUCUAGAGAUGAACUUUAUAAUCCAGGAUGCAGAGAGCAUCACGUGCAUGUCAGAGCUUUUGGAGCACUGUGAUGUAACGUGCCAAGCAGAAAUCUGGAGUAUGUUCACAGCAAUUCUACGUAAAAGUGUCCGUAAUUUACAGACUAGCACGGAAGUUGGUUUAAUUGAGCAGGUACUGCUGAAGAUGAGUACUGUGGACGACAUGAUUGCAGAUCUUCUAGUUGAUAUGUUGGGGGUUCUUGCCAGCUACAGCAUCACUGUCAAAGAGUUGAAGCUUUUGUUCAGCAUGCUUCGAGGCGAAAAUGGAAUCUGGCCAAGACAUGCGGUUAAACUAUUAUCAGUCCUUAAUCAGAUGCCACAGAGACAUGGGCCUGAUACCUUUUUCAACUUCCCAGGCUGUAGUGCUGCAGCAAUUGCAUUGCCUCCUAUUGCUAAGUGGCCUUAUCAAAAUGGGUUUACUCUUAACACCUGGUUUCGUAUGGAUCCGCUAAACAAUAUCAAUGUAGAUAAGGAUAAACCCUAUCUCUAUUGUUUCCGCACUAGCAAAGGUGUUGGGUAUUCUGCUCAUUUUGUUGGCAACUGCUUAAUAGUUACAUCAUUGAAGUCAAAAGGCAAAGGUUUCCAGCACUGUGUGAAGUAUGACUUUCAGCCACGCAAGUGGUACAUGAUAAGCAUUGUACACAUCUAUAAUCGAUGGAGAAACAGUGAAAUACGAUGUUAUGUGAAUGGUCAACUGGUAUCCUAUGGUGACAUGGCCUGGCAUGUUAACACAAAUGAUAGCUAUGAUAAAUGUUUUCUUGGCUCUUCGGAGACUGCUGAUGCUAAUAGAGUGUUCUGUGGCCAGCUUGGAGCAGUGUAUGUAUUCACUGAAGCACUCAACCCCGCACAGAUUUUUGCAAUACAUCAGUUAGGACCUGGAUAUAAGAGCACAUUCAAAUUUAAAUCUGAGAGUGACAUUCAUCUGGCUGAGCACCAUAAACAAGUGCUAUAUGAUGGGAAACUUGCAAGUAGCAUUGCUUUUACUUAUAAUGCAAAGGCUACUGAUGCUCAGCUAUGCCUUGAAUCCUCACCAAAGGAAAACCCUUCAAUUUUUGUACACUCCCCCCAUGCUCUUAUGCUUCAGGAUGUGAAAGCUAUAGUAACCCACUCCAUUCACAGCGCAAUUCAUUCAAUUGGAGGGAUUCAAGUUCUUUUUCCUCUCUUUGCCCAGUUAGACAAUCGACAGCUGCAUGACAGUCAGGUGGAAACAACAGUUUGUGCUACCCUAUUGGCUUUCUUGGUUGAGCUUCUUAAGAGUUCAGUAGCCAUGCAAGAACAAAUGCUUGGUGGAAAAGGCUUUCUAGUCAUUGGCUACCUCCUUGAAAAGUCAUCUAGAGUUCAUAUAACCAGAGCAGUUCUGGAACAAUUUUUGUCAUUUGCAAAAUAUUUGGAUGGAUUGUCUCAUGGAGCACCUCUACUGAAGCAAUUAUGUGAUCACAUCCUUUUUAAUCCUGCUAUCUGGAUACAUACCCCUGCAAAGGUGCAGCUGUCUUUGUAUACCUACUUGUCAGCUGAAUUCAUUGGAACUGCUACAAUCUAUAACACUAUACGCAGAGUAGGAACAGUACUGCAGUUAAUGCACACGCUGAAAUACUACUACUGGGUGGUUAAUCCUGCUGAUAGCAGUGGAAUUACUCCUAAAGGAUUAGAUGGUCCUCGGCCCUCACAGAAAGAAAUCAUAUCACUAAGGGCAUUUAUGCUUCUGUUUUUGAAACAACUUAUAUUGAAGGAUCGAGGAGUGAAAGAAGAUGAACUGCAGAGCAUAUUAAACUACUUAUUAACAAUGCAUGAGGAUGAAAAUAUUCACGAUGUGCUGCAGCUGCUAGUGGCACUAAUGUCCGAACAUCCAGCAUCCAUGAUACCUGCCUUUGAUCAGAGAAAUGGGAUACGAGUAAUAUAUAAGUUAUUGGCUUCCAAAAGUGAGAGUAUAUGGGUGCAAGCUUUGAAGGUUCUUGGAUAUUUUCUUAAACACUUGGGUCAUAAGCGAAAGGUUGAAAUCAUGCAUACUCACAGUCUUUUCACACUUCUUGGAGAAAGAUUGAUGCUGCAUACAAACACAGUGACCGUUACCACAUACAACACGCUUUAUGAGAUUUUGACAGAACAAGUAUGCACUCAAGUUGUUCAUAAACCGCAUCCAGAGCCAGAUUCUACAGUGAAAAUACAGAAUCCAAUGAUUCUUAAGGUGGUGGCAACGCUGUUAAAAAACUCCACGCCAAGUGCAGAGCUGAUGGAAGUUCGACGUUUAUUCUUAUCUGAUAUGAUAAAACUCUUUAGUAAUAGCCGUGAAAACAGAAGAUGUUUACUUCAGUGUUCAGUGUGGCAGGACUGGAUGUUUUCUCUGGGAUACAUUAACCCUAAGAACUCUGAAGAGCAGAAGAUCACAGAGAUGGUUUACAACAUUUUCCGUAUUCUCUUGUAUCAUGCAAUAAAAUAUGAAUGGGGAGGAUGGAGAGUGUGGGUGGAUACUCUUUCUAUAGCUCAUUCCAAGGUCACAUAUGAGGCUCACAAGGAGUAUCUAGCAAAAAUGUAUGAAGAGUAUCAAAGGCAAGAGGAAGAAAACAUCAAAAAGGGGAAGAAGGGGAAUGUGAGCACUAUCUCAGGUCUUUCCUCUCAGACAACAGGAGCAAAAGGUGGAAUGGAAAUUCGAGAGAUAGAAGACCUUUCACAAAGUCAAAGUCCAGAAAGUGAAACAGAUUACCCUGUCAGUACAGAUACGAGGGACUUACUUAUGGCUACAAAGGUGUCAGAUGAUGUGCUUGGAAGUGCUGAGAGACCAGGAGGAGGAGUGCAUGUGGAAGUUCAUGACCUUUUAGUUGAUAUAAAAGCUGAAAAGGUAGAAGCUACUGAAGUAAAACUGGAUGAUAUGGAUUUAUCACCAGAAACACUGGUAACUGGAGAAAAUGGUGCACUUGUAGAAGUCGAAUCACUUCUAGAUAAUGUAUAUAGUGCUGCUGUUGAGAAGCUCCAAAAUAAUGUUCAUGGAAGUGUGGGUAUUAUUAAGAAGAAUGAAGAAAAAGAUAAUGGUCCAUUAAUAACUCUGGCUGAUGAGAAAGAUGAACCUUCUAAUAACAGUACCUCAUUUCUCUUUGAUAAAAUACCUAGUCAGGAGGAGAAACUUCUACCUGAACUUUCAAGUAAUCACAUUUCUAUUCCAAAUGUGCAAGAGACGCAGAUGCAUCUUGGUGUAAACGAUGAUUUGGGAUUGCUUGCACAUAUGACAGGUAGUGUAGAUAUAACAUGUGCUUCAAGUAUAAUAGAGGACAAGGAGUUCAAGAUUCAUACAACUUCAGAUGGAAUGAGUAGCAUUUCUGAGAGGGACUUGGCUUCGUCAUCUAAAGGAUUAGAAUAUGCUGAAAUGACUGCCACAACUCUUGAGACAGAGUCUUCUGGUAGCAAAACUGUACCUAGUGUUGAUGCAGGAAGUAUAAUAUCAGAUACAGAAAGAUCUGAUGAUGGUAAGGAAGCAGGAAAGGAGAUACGGAAGAUCCAGACAACUACCACAACCCAGGCGGUACAGGGUCGAUCUGUUACCCAGCAAGACCGGGAUUUACGUGUUGACUUGGGAUUUCGAGGAAUGCCAAUGACAGAAGAGCAACGACGACAGUUUAGUCCAGGUCCACGCACAACUAUGUUUCGUAUCCCAGAGUUUAAAUGGUCUCCCAUGCACCAGCGGCUCCUGACAGACUUGCUUUUUGCACUAGAAACAGAUGUACAUGUUUGGAGAAGUCACUCCACAAAGUCUGUGAUGGACUUUGUCAAUAGCAAUGAAAAUAUUAUUUUUGUACACAACACAAUACACCUCAUUUCCCAGAUGGUAGACAAUAUUAUUAUUGCUUGUGGAGGAAUUUUACCAUUGCUGUCAGCAGCCACAUCCCCAACUGGUUCUAAGACUGAAUUGGAAAAUAUUGAAGUGACACAAGGAAUGUCAGCAGAGACAGCAGUAACUUUUCUCAGCCGUCUGAUGGCAAUGGUUGAUGUACUAGUAUUUGCCAGUUCUCUAAAUUUUAGUGAGAUUGAAGCUGAAAAAAACAUGUCUUCUGGAGGUCUAAUGCGACAGUGCCUAAGGCUUGUUUGUUGUGUGGCUGUGAGAAACUGCUUAGAAUGUCGGCAGAGGCAGAGAGAGAGAGUGACCAAGACAUCAUUAAUCAGCAGUAAAACUCAAGAGGCUCUUCAGGGUGUAACUGCGUCAGCAGCGACCAAGACUCCCCUUGAAAAUGUCCCUGGCAAUCUUUCUCCUAUAAAAGACCCUGAUAGGCUCCUUCAGGAUGUUGAUAUUAAUCGGCUACGAGCAGUUGUUUUUCGUGAUGUGGAUGACAGCAAACAAGCUCAGUUCUUAGCUUUGGCAGUAGUCUACUUUAUUUCUGUUCUGAUGGUUUCCAAGUACCGUGAUAUACUAGAACCGCAACGAGAAACUGCAAGGUCUGGGAGCCAAGCAGGUAGAAAUAUCAGACAAGAAAUAAAUUCGCCAACAAGUACAGUUGUGGUCAUACCAUCUAUCCCUCACCCAAGUUUGAACCAUGGAUUCCUUGCCAAGUUAAUUCCUGAACAGAGCUUUGCCCACUCAUUUUACAAAGAGACACCAACUGUAUUUCCAGAAAAUAUCAAAGAUAAAGAAACACCAACACCAGUUGAAGAUAUUCAGCUGGAAAGCUCUAUUCCUCAUACAGAUUCUGGAAUUGGAGAUGAACAGAUGCCCAAUAUUUUGAAUGGGACAGACUUGGAGAACAGCACUGGCCCUGAUGCUAUGAGUGAGCUGUUGUCUACUUUGUCUUCAGAAGUGAAGAAAUCUCAGGAGAGCUUAACAGAAAGCCCCAGUGAAAUCCUGAAACCUGCAUCAUCAAUAUCCAGUAUCAGCCAAAGUAAAGGCAUCAAUGUCAAGGAAAUACUGAAAAGUCUUGUGGCAGCCCCUGUUGAAAUUGCAGAAUGUGGUCCGGAUCCGAUCCCUUACCCAGAUCCUGCACUGAAGAGAGAAGCUCAGGCUAUUCUUCCCAUGCAGUUUCAUUCAUUUGACAGGAGUGUGGUUGUACCAGUAAAGAAACCCCCUCCAGGUAGUCUGGCUGUUACCACAGUUGGAGCUGCCACUGCUGGGAGUGGACUACCACCGGGUAGUACACCUAAUAUAUUUGCUGCAACAGGAGCUACACCAAAAAGUAUGAUUAAUACAACAGGUGCAGUAGACUCAGGAUCAUCUUCUUCCUCUUCGUCAUCCAGCUUUGUAAAUGGUGCUACCAGCAAAAAUCUCCCAGCUGUCCAAACUGUUGCUCCAAUGCCAGAGGAUUCAGCUGAAAACAUGAGUAUCACUGCAAAGCUUGAAAGAGCCUUAGAAAAGGUGGCCCCUCUCCUGCGAGAAAUUUUUGUUGAUUUUGCCCCCUUCCUGUCCCGAACAUUGUUGGGCAGUCAUGGACAAGAGCUGUUGAUUGAAGGUCUGGUUUGUAUGAAAUCAAGUACUUCAGUGGUUGAACUUGUUAUGCUACUUUGUUCACAGGAAUGGCAAAAUUCUAUUCAGAAGAAUGCAGGACUUGCAUUUAUUGAGCUCAUCAAUGAAGGAAGAUUACUAUGUCAUGCCAUGAAAGACCAUAUAGUGCGUGUCGCAAAUGAAGCAGAAUUUAUUUUGAACCGACAAAGAGCUGAAGAUGUCCACAAGCAUGCUGAGUUUGAGUCACAGUGUGCUCAGUAUGCUGCUGACAGAAGAGAGGAGGAGAAGAUGUGUGAUCAUCUUAUCAGUGCUGCUAAGCAUCGAGAUCAUGUUACAGCCAAUCAGCUGAAACAGAAGAUACUCAAUAUACUCACAAAUAAGCAUGGUGCCUGGGGAGCUGUUUCUCACAGCCAACUGCAUGACUUCUGGCGCUUGGAUUACUGGGAAGAUGAUUUGCGCCGGCGGAGACGAUUUGUUCGCAAUGCUUUUGGGUCUACUCAUUCUGAUGCUCUCCUGAAAGCUGCUGUGGAAUAUGGCACUGAAGAGGAUGUAGUGAAGUCAAAGAAAACUUUCCGAAGUCAAGCUGUGGUAAAUCAGAAUGCAGAAACAGAGCUUAUGCUGGAAGGAGAUGAUGAUGCUGUUAGUCUGCUCCAAGAGAAAGAGAUUGACAACCUUGCAGUUUUAGCUCCUUUUCUUCCCAGACUGUUCACUUCAAGAGUCGGCCUCUGCAAGAGUUUGCAUCAGACCAGAGCAUGGCCUUCUGAGAGCUGUAAUUUCACCCUCUGUUCUACUUUCCUUUCUUCGGUCCUUGCCUAUACAGAAGGCCUUCAUGGAAAAUGGAUGUUCAGUGAGAUUCGGGCUGUUUUUUCAAGACGUUAUCUUCUCCAGAACACAGCUUUGGAAGUGUUUAUGGCAAACAGAACUUCUGUUAUGUUUAAUUUUCCUGACCAAGCAACAGUGAAAAAAGUUGUGUACAGUUUACCACGUGUUGGAGUAGGAACCAGCUAUGGUUUGCCACAAGCCAGGAGAAUCUCUCUGGCCACUCCCCGACAGCUUUAUAAAUCCUCCAACAUGACUCAGCGCUGGCAGAGACGGGAGAUAUCUAACUUUGAAUACUUGAUGUUCCUCAACACUAUAGCAGGACGAACGUACAAUGAUUUGAACCAAUACCCUGUAUUUCCAUGGGUUUUAACAAACUAUGAAUCCGAAGAGUUAGACCUGACCCUUCCAGGGAACUUCAGAGAUCUUUCAAAGCCUAUUGGUGCUUUGAACCCAAAGAGAGCAGUCUUCUAUGCAGAACGGUAUGAGACAUGGGAAGAUGAUCAGACUCCACCUUAUCAUUACAACACCCACUACUCUACAUCAACAUCUACAUUGGCUUGGCUUGUUCGUAUUGAGCCCUUCACAACAUUCUUUCUAAAUGCAAAUGAUGGCAAGUUUGACCACCCAGAUCGAACCUUCUCUUCAGUAGCCAGGUCUUGGAGGAACAGCCAAAGAGAUACUUCAGAUGUGAAGGAGUUAAUUCCAGAGUUUUACUACCUACCAGAGAUGUUUGUCAACAGUAAUGGCUAUAAUCUAGGAAUCAGGGAAGAUGAAGUUGUUGUGAAUGAUGUUGAUCUCCCGCCAUGGGCCAAGAAGCCUGAAGACUUCGUCCGUAUCAACAGGAUGGCCCUGGAAAGCGAGUUUGUAUCAUGUCAACUUCAUCAGUGGAUUGACCUUAUAUUUGGCUACAAGCAACGAGGACCAGAAGCAGUGCGUGCACUCAAUGUUUUCCACUACCUAACAUAUGAAGGCUCUGUGAACCUGGACAGUAUCACUGAUCCUGUCCUCAGGGAGGCCAUGGAGGCGCAGAUACAGAACUUUGGACAGACGCCAUCGCAGUUGCUUAUUGAGCCCCAUCCACCUCGGAGCUCUGCCAUGCACCUGUGUUUCCUUCCACAGAGCCCCCUCAUGUUUAAAGAUCAGAUGCAGCAGGAUGUCAUCAUGGUGCUGAAGUUCCCAUCAAAUUCCCCUGUCACACAUGUGGCAGCCAACACGCUGCCCCACCUGACCAUUCCUGCUGUGGUGACUGUCACCUGCAGCAGGCUGUUCGCAGUCAAUCGGUGGCACAACACAGUAGGCCUUCGAGGAGCCCCAGGAUAUUCUUUGGAUCAAGCCCAUCAUCUUCCAAUCGAAAUGGAUCCAUUGAUUGCCAAUAACUCUGGUGUGAACAAACGGCAGAUCACAGACCUUGUGGAUCAGAGCAUACAGAUCAAUGCACAUUGCUUCGUGGUCACAGCAGAUAAUCGCUACAUUCUUAUCUGUGGUUUCUGGGACAAGAGCUUUCGAGUUUAUUCUACGGAAACAGGAAAAUUAACUCAGAUUGUGUUUGGACACUGGGAUGUCGUGACUUGCCUUGCCAGAUCAGAGUCCUAUAUCGGUGGUGAUUGCUACAUUGUGUCUGGGUCUCGUGACGCUACAUUGCUGCUUUGGUACUGGAGUGGCCGACAUCAUAUUAUAGGUGACAAUCCAAACAGCAGUGAUUAUCCAGCUCCUCGUGCUGUUCUAACUGGUCAUGACCAUGAAGUUGUCUGCGUGUCAGUCUGUGCAGAGCUGGGACUUGUUAUCAGUGGUGCUAAAGAAGGUCCUUGUCUGGUACACACAAUUACUGGAGAUUUGCUGAGAGCCCUGGAAGGAACAGAAAACUGCUUGUAUCCUCGCUUAAUUUCAGUAUCUAGUGAAGGUCACUGCAUCAUCUACUAUGAACGAGGACGGUUCAGCAAUUUCAGCAUUAAUGGCAAACUCUUAGCUCAGAUGGAGAUCAAUGAUUCAACCAGGGCCAUCCUCCUGAGCAGCGAUGGGCAGAACCUGGUGACAGGGGGAGACAAUGGUGUAGUGGAAGUAUGGCAGGCCUGUGACUUCAAGCAGCUCUAUAUUUACCCUGGCUGUGAUGCUGGCAUAAGAGCUAUGGAUCUGUCUCAUGAUCAGAGAACUCUGAUUACUGGCAUGGCUUCUGGCAGCAUUGUAGCUUUUAAUAUAGAUUUUAACCGGUGGCAUUAUGAACAUCAGAACAGAUACUGAAGUGGAAUGAAGAACUGAAAGCCCAGGUAGAGCUGAGAGCACAAGUGCUGCAAUGAAAGGUGUAGUCUCUGGUGGAAAACCACGUCUGCAUUGACCUCCGUUGUACAUUCCAUUACACCCAGCAAUAGCUGUACAUUGUAGUCAGCAACCAUUUUACUUUGUGUGUUUUUUCACAACUGAACACCAGCUGCUGAAAAGCAAGCUUGUAUCAUGUAAAUUAUAUGAAUUAGGAAAUGUUUUGGUAAUUAUUUCAUAUAUCUUUGUUUAUUGAGAAAAGGUAGUAGGAUGCGCCACAAAAGACUUUUGAAAAUUCUGGGGAACCUUGUGUCCAGUUAUUUCAAUGUUUAGGCUUUGAACCUAACAUGCAUCCCAUCUCCAGCCUCUUUUCAAGCUGAGAUAAAAAAAAUACGUUUGAUACUUUGUACAUCAGAUGCACAUCUUAACUUUAAAGGGAUACUUUUGUAAAAGUAAAACCUUGUAUAAAGAACAAAACUGUUUCUUAAUUUUAUUGUGGAGUUACAACUUGCAUGUACUUUAAACCUGAUGUCUUGAAGGAACAGGUGCAUUCACACAAAUCAAACUGGAGAUCUGCCUAAGGGUACAGCUUGUGUUAAAGGGUUGAAUUUGGGCGCAAACAGUAAUUUUAACAUUUCCACCAACACAUGUUUUUCACUUUUUGAAUCUAAACUUUACCCCUCUUAAGUGGAGUUCUGCUCAUGAAGUAUCUGGAUAAAAAGCCAUCAUUUGCCAUAUUUAUACUUUAUACAAUAGAAAUUAAAUUCCUCCCUUUUAAAUUCAAAGACUAGACAGAAAGGGAGCAAAGAGGGAAGUUCAGUUUAAUGCUUUGUAAUGCUUAAUGACUCCCAAUACAGACAAAGUGCUAUACUUCUGGAUUAUUAACAUUUGGCAUAAAAAUCAUGGGCAAGAGAGCCCCCAGUGUUUUUUUCACUUAUUUUUCCUCUGAGUAGCUUGGUUUAUUUGACAGCCUUAGCUUCAUUGUAAAGGCGACUGAGGUUAUUCUUUUUGGUUCUUCUGAAAAUCUCACCUGAAGCCACUCAGACUAAGGCACUUCAUGUUUUACAAUACUGUAAUGAUAACUAUUGGAAUAAUUUUCUGCACAUUGUACUGAUCAAAUUACACACCCAGGGGUAUAUACACUUUAAUUCAUGUUUCUUCUUUGUAUAUUUGGUGACUGUAUUGUCAUAGAUGUACAUAUUGUGUCGGUAGGGCUAUGAGGCAUGUAACAGGAAUGUAAUUUUCUCAGAAUUUACACUCACUUGCAGUCAUUUAUUUAAAAAGAUAAUGGAUUCUUUGUAUUGGCACUUUGCACCAGAAACAUAUCAUUAUUUAUUGAUGUGAUUACUUAUUUGUUAUCCACCUUGUAUUAGUAAGUUUAGCACUGAAUUUCCUUCUUCAUUGUUGUUUGUAUUUAUGAUUCUGAAAUCAUGGGGAUCAGCGUAAUGAUUAAGUUAUUCAUCACCCGUCUGUAAGCAAUAUCUUGAGUUAGUAGCUUAGAAUUGGGAGACUAUUGAACAUCUGGAAGACAAGUUCAUUUCAUCUUGAGAUCAUGGUGAAAUAUUUUGGAUAUAUAAAUUCCUUAAGCUAUUGUAACCAUGUUUUAUUGCAAAGAUGUAAAAUAUGCCAGAUGUGUGUGAGUUGGAAAUCAAAAAGAAAAAUAAAAUAUGCAAAGAAUUCA
Messenger RNA from Athene cunicularia (burrowing owl), 10303 nucleotides. It is a transcript of the gene NBEA, whose product is annotated as neurobeachin. Gene Ontology annotation, cellular component: membrane; cytosol. The record is from RefSeq and is a predicted model, not a curated record. The coding region runs from base 1 to 8607 and encodes 2868 amino acids. Lineage: Eukaryota; Metazoa; Chordata; Aves; Strigiformes; Strigidae. Gene Ontology annotation, biological process: intracellular protein localization. Gene Ontology annotation, molecular function: protein kinase binding. The transcript is spliced from 59 exons.